Exophiala aquamarina CBS 119918 is the source of this 526-nucleotide messenger RNA. RefSeq lists its product as uncharacterized. Lineage: Eukaryota; Fungi; Ascomycota; Eurotiomycetes; Chaetothyriales; Herpotrichiellaceae. Bases 242 to 526 code for a protein of 94 amino acids. The transcript has a single exon. The record is from RefSeq and is a predicted model, not a curated record.
AUUGGAUAUCUCGCUCAUCGGUAUCUCGAGGCACAUGGCAUCAAACUUAAAGAUAUAACAGCAUGGGUGGGGAGGUUAUUUCGCGAAUCGGCCAGAAGAGUGCUUAUUCCCUUGUCACGCUCCUAGCCGAGGUUUCACCGCAGUACUUCAGGAGGCUUUGACGACUCCAUGGUGGAGUGACCUUGUCGAUGGUCCUGGCCAAUUUGUCCCUAUUCCUGGCGAACAAGAGGCUUUAGCUAAAAUGGCGGAGAUAGGUCUAUCUCCCAGGCGACUACCUCCAUUUUGGUUGAAGAGUCAGCCAGACGAAGUUCCCGCAAUCGACUUCCCUGACUUCAUUGUUUUCUGCAGGGAAGACAUGCCUGACGACGUCGCGUAUCUCCUGGCAUGGAUUAUAACAGAAACUAAAUUCGUUCUUGAACGCCAGUUUUACACAUCUCUGGGAGACAGAAGCCCCGUGUCGUGGCCCAUGGAGCCUAAGGAAAUGGCGAAAACUAUCAUACCAUUGCAUCCUCGGGUUGAAAAAUAG